AUGCUGUGGCCUGCGUUGCGGAGGCUGCCAAAUGCCAGCUGCUUGCUACCAGCAAAACGACGCGGUUUCCGAAACUUCAGCGUCUCACGAGAGUCGAUGGAGUUUGAUCUCCUGGUCGUGGGAGCUGGCCCUGCUGGUUUGGCAGCCGCCAUUCGCGCUAAGCAGCGGGCAGAGGCCCUUGGACAAGAGCUCAACGUUUGUGUCGUCGAGAAAGGUGCUGAGGUGGGUGCUCACAUCUUGUCGGGAAAUGUCUUCGAACCACGAGCUCUGCAGGAGCUUCUGCCUGACUGGAAAGAACGAGGGGCUCCACUUGAUACGCCGGUGACCAGCGACUCCUUCUACUGGCUUCCCAAUGAAGACUUGGCAGUCCCGAUGCCCAAUCCCUUGCUGCACCUGGCGCCAGAGCUGCGGCAGGAGGGAAACUACAUCAUCUCUCUCGGCCAGCUGUGUCGUUGGCUGGGUGAACAAGCCGAGGGAAUGGGCGUGGAAAUCUACGCAGGUUUUUCGGCUGAUGCCCCUGUGUACACAGCAGAUGGCGCGGUGGCCGGUGUGCAGCUGCGAGAUGUGGGCAUUGGAAAGGAUGGCAAGGAAAAGGAUACCUUUGAACCAGGCAUGGAACUGCUUGCGAAGCAGACCAUCCUGGCUGAAGGCUGCAGAGGCUCCUUGAGUGAACAGAUCAUGAAGAAGUUCAAUCUGCGACAAGGUGUGUCGCCUCAGCACUAUGGCCUUGGUGUCAAGGAGGUGUGGGAAAUUCUCCCUGAAAACCACAGGGCGGGCACAGUGACUCACACAGUGGGUUGGCCCUUGGAUUUGAUGAGCUAUGGAGGUGGCUUCAUCUACCACAUGGAGCCGAACCUUCUUCAUAUAGGUAUGGUGGUUGGCCUUGACUAUUCCAAUCCUUACCUGAGUCCGUAUCAGGAGUUUCAGCGCUUCAAGACGCACCCACGCAUCAAAGCUCUGCUAGAGGGUGGUACUUGCAUCUCAUACGGUGCUCGCUGCCUCAAUGAGGGCGGCCUGCAAGCGGUGCCAAAGCUGACCUUCCCUGGCGGAAUGCUUGCAGGUUGCAGCGCAGGGUUUUUAAACGUCCCAAAGAUCAAGGGGAGCCACACAGCCAUGAAGACCGGCACAUUGGCCGGCGAAUGCGCAGCAGAUGCAGUGCUCGGUGGCUUCGAAGGACCGGAGGUGACGAAGUACGAAGAGGCAGUUCGGUCCUCCUGGGUCUGGGAAGAGCUGUCCCGAGUGCGGAACUUCAAACCAGCCUGGUCCUUGGGGAUGAUUCCAGGCCUUGGCUACGGUGGCAUGACGCUGAUGCUGAGUCGGGGCAAGGAACCAUGGACGUUUCGCUGGUCCAAGAAGGACUGCGAAUACACCAAGCCCGCCAAAGAAUGCGAGAAGAUCGAGUACCCCAAGCCUGACGGGGUCUACUCCUUUGACCUCUUGGAGAACCUUGCAAGAAGUGGGGUAAACCAUGAGCACGACCAGCCGGCCCAUUUGAAAGUCAAAGAAGAAUCUCAGCAUGUGCCGUUGGAGGUGUCUCUACCGACCUACGACGGACCGGAGGGACGCUUUUGCCCUGCCAAAGUCUACGAGUACGUUCCAGAUGAAGCAGAUGGCCGCAUGAAGUUGCAAAUCAAUGCGCAGAAUUGCGUCCAUUGCAAGUGCUGCUCCAUCAAGACACCUCAGGUAGAGAAGGUUGCUUGCACGUCGGCAUGGCCGGAAGCAACAGAGCUGAAAAGCGGGGCAAGCCGGCUCAAGCCAGAGCAAGCUGGUGCAA
This is a messenger RNA of Cladocopium goreaui, 1774 nucleotides long. The record is from the annotation of a GenBank genome assembly. Lineage: Eukaryota; Dinophyceae; Suessiales; Symbiodiniaceae.